Messenger RNA from Neoarthrinium moseri, 939 nucleotides. RefSeq lists its product as uncharacterized. The transcript is spliced from 2 exons. Gene Ontology annotation, cellular component: cytoplasm. Lineage: Eukaryota; Fungi; Ascomycota; Sordariomycetes; Amphisphaeriales; Apiosporaceae. Bases 1 to 939 code for a protein of 312 amino acids. Gene Ontology annotation, molecular function: oxidoreductase activity, acting on the CH-OH group of donors, NAD or NADP as acceptor. The record is from RefSeq and is a predicted model, not a curated record.
AUGUCUGCUUGGGACGUGAAGGGCAAGGUUGCCAUUGUUACAGGUGGUGGCAGUGGUAUCAACCAUGCCUUUGUGGAAGUACUUCUCGACGCUGGCUGCUCCGUAGUCGUGGCGGAUAUCAAUCUACGACCUGAAGCCGAGGCUACACUGGCCAAAUACCCCCAUCCCCCCCAGAAAGAAGGAUCGCCGUCUGUCGUCUUCAAGAAAACGGACCAGAGCAACUGGGCCCAACUCUCUGAGCUGCUGGAGUUUACUUUGAAGCAGUUCGGUCGGUACGAGCUGGUGUGCCCCGGUGCCGGCAUCUGGGAGCCACCAUCCUCCAACUUCUGGAUCCCUGCCGGCACAUCGGAUAUCGCCAAAGAUGAUCCUCAAGCUGCCGUUGGCCAGUGGUACACGUUUGCUGUCAACACAACCGGCCCCUUGCGCCUUGCACAAUUGGCUUUCAAGUACUGGAUCGACAACAAAAUCCAGGGAAACCUCCUCCUUGUAGCCUCAAUGGGUGGUUACUGUGAGACGGUUGGCACUCCACUGUAUUAUGCAAGCAAAGCAGCGCUGCUCAGCGCCACAAAGUCGUUUGCCCAGAUGCGUCAGCGCCUGGGCAUCCGUGUGUCGGCCGUCUGCCCCGGCCCGUGCUACACUCCUCUGUUCCUGCAGGAGUGGGCCGCGCCUAAGGUGCGACCUACGGACUUCACCAUGACUCCAAAGCAGUGCGCCGAGACCAUGCUCAAGAUCGCCCAGGAUGCCGAGUAUGGAGAUGGGCAGAUCGUCGAAGUUAUGAUGAUGGGCACCAGAGCUGAGCCUCGGUUGAACGUGCGUCUUGUGCCGUACGAGAGGUUGCUGCCCGAGGGAGUUGGCACUCUGGGUGACGAUAACAACAUCAUCAAGGAGGAGGAAAAGCUCUGGGCGCAUCUCCAGGUCAACGGCAUGACACCUCUGUAA